AUAAGUCAUAAUAGUUCAAUUCAAUGUUUAUAAUUAAAAUUUAAUGCUUAUAAUUAAAAUUUCAAACGAUACCUUUCUAAUCACAUGACUAUAGAAAUUUUAAAAUUGAAUUGAAUUUCAAUAUUUACCUUAUUUUUUCUAGGGCUUCCAUAAGAUUUUUUAAACAUAAAUAAUUUAUGUCUUAUUGACCAAACUGAAAGUCUCGGAGUGACUUCAGAAAUUUGAAUUAUUUAUGGAUAACUAUUCACAUGGUUUUAGUAAUAUUAUUUACAUUGAACAAAACAUAUUGGGACCCGCAGAGUGUUCUGAUGAAUAUGAUAAGCUAGUUAGAGAAUACAAUUCACAGUUACAACACAACUGUGACUGCACAAGUGAAUGCAAAGAAAACUGUAAAUGUUUAAAUAUUUCGGGUGGAGUUAAUUACUUAAACAAAGAAGGAGAUGAAAAUGACGAUGUUAAAUUUAAUAGAAAUAAAAGUGUGACUUAUCCAAUAUAUGAGUGUACAGAUUUAUGUGCAUGUUCAAGAACAUGUGGUAACAGAUUAGUUCAAUUUGGACCAUUACCUUCACUUAUAGUGAAGCCUGCUCAAAUAAAGUCCAUGGAUCUGGGUUUAUUCACUGAGAAAUUCAUUACAGCUGGAACAUUUAUAUGUGAAUAUGCUGGGGAAAUCAUCACUAAAACUCAGGCUCUGUACCGUCAAAAGCUAAAUAAAAUCCAGGGCAAUAUGAAUUAUAUAUUUUGUUUGAAUGAAUUUGUCGAUGGCAGAGCUAACACAAACUUCAUUGAUCCUAGUCAUUUUGGUAAUAUCGGACGUUAUAUUAACCACAGCUGUGACCCCAAUUCAGAAAUUAUGCCUGUGAGAGUUGACUGUCCGAUUCCUAAACUGGCUAUAUUCAGUUGCAUUGAUAUAUCACCGGGUGAAGAAAUAACAUUUAAUUACGGAUUAAACAGUAUGAGUAUUACUGAUGAGACCACUGAAAGAGUACCAUGUCUUUGUCAGAGUGCUAAAUGUAAAGGCUUUAUACCGUUAGAUAGUUAUUGAUUUGUAAAACUAUUCUAGCUCAAACAUUUCUUAUAGCAAUUAGUAAAUAAUUUGCUAACA
Danaus plexippus (monarch butterfly) is the source of this 1102-nucleotide messenger RNA. RefSeq names its product probable histone-lysine N-methyltransferase set-23. Gene Ontology annotation, molecular function: protein binding; histone H3K9 methyltransferase activity; zinc ion binding. NCBI's taxonomy places the organism in Eukaryota, Metazoa, Arthropoda, Insecta, Lepidoptera, Nymphalidae. The record is from RefSeq and is a predicted model, not a curated record. Gene Ontology annotation, cellular component: nucleus.